This is a messenger RNA of Knipowitschia caucasica, 681 nucleotides long. NCBI's taxonomy places the organism in Eukaryota, Metazoa, Chordata, Actinopteri, Gobiiformes, Gobiidae. The record is from the annotation of a GenBank genome assembly.
AUGGAUCACUUCAGUGAGAUUUCGGUCUCGACGGAGGCGUCGCUGCAGAUCGUGAGGAGCCACUUUGAGCAGAUCGGUGGCCUUCAGUGGGUGAUGUUGUCCAAAGGCAUGUGCGACUUGGAGACCAGGCGCAUUCUGACCGCCAUGUUUAUCUCGCUGGUCCAAACGCUGUCCGCCAACGUCUUGGGACUGAUUGUUCCGAGAAGCGAAGUGAACCACAAGUUCUUGAGUGAGAGCGAGUCGACCCGAGCUCACGGAUCUAUCGUCACUGUGCUGCAGGACACCAUGGGGCAAGUGUUCUCUCAGGCUCUGAAUCUGUCCACGGACUCGUUGGACAAACACCAGGACUCGCAGGAGCUCACCACCCUGAUCGAGCAGGAAGUGGAGAAGGGAAUGAGUAAAAUCAUUGUCGCGAUUGUGAAAGACCUGAAAUCUCAGUACGGCACAGCACAGAGAAUGUUGGAAAGUGCUUUGGACGGAAAAGACCGGACUUUUGACGAGACGGUUUUGAAGUCCCUGCAGUACCACUUCGAGCACAACCUGCGGAAUAAAUCUUUUCUGAGCCGCGUGUCCAGAGGUCUCUGUAAGCUCGUCCAAUGCUGCUGCUGCCCCAACAUUGAAGAGAUAACACCCUCAGAACACCCCAAUGCUAGCUACAAGACCCCCAAUGCUAGCUACUAA